AUGACGCUCUUUAUCCUUACGGAGACGUCGGCCGGCUAUGCGCUGCUCAAGGCGAAAGACAAGAAGUUACUGAAGCGCGAUGACUUGGCCAAAGAGGCCGAGACGGCAGAGGGUGUGUGCAGUUUGUUGAAGCUGAAGCAGUUCCGGAAGUUUGAGAGUGCUGCGGCGGCGUUGGAGGAGGCGUCGGCGUUGACGGAUGGGAAGGUCACGCCUAUGCUCUCCAACAUGCUCUCGGAGCUCAAAGACGAGAAGAAAGUCUCCCUCGCCGUCGCCGACCCGAAACUCGGCAAUUCGAUCACGAAGAUCCCUGGACUCGACAUCUCGCCUGUCUCCGACUCCACCACCGCUGACCUGUACCGUGCCAUCCGCGAACACCUUCCCUCUCUCAUUCCCGGCCUACUACCAGAAGAGAUCGGCACAAUGAGCUUGGGUCUUUCGCACAGCUUGUCGCGACACAAGCUGAAGUUCUCGCCUGAUAAGGUGGAUACUAUGAUCAUCCAAGCGAUUGCGCUGCUGGACGAUCUGGACAAGGAGUUGAAUACGUAUGCUAUGCGAGUCAAGGAGUGGUAUGGAUGGCAUUUCCCUGAGAUGGCCAAGAUCAUCAACGACAAUCUCGCCUUCUCGAGAGUUAUCUUGUCCAUGGGCAUGAGGACGAAUGCUGCUACGACGGACUUGAGCGAUAUCCUGCCAGAGGAGAUCGAAGGUGCUGUCAAGGCUGCUGCUGAAGUGUCCAUGGGUACCGAAAUCACCGACGUCGAUCUGGACUGCAUCAAGGAGCUGGCCGAGCAAGUCGUAGGAUUCACCGAGUACCGUCAGCAGCUCUCUUCCUACUUGACCGCCCGCAUGCAAGCCAUCGCACCUAAUCUCACAGCAUUAGUCGGCGAGCUCGUAGGCGCACGACUCAUCGCCCACUCUGGCUCCCUUAUGAACUUGGCCAAAUCACCUGCCUCGACCAUCCAAAUCCUCGGUGCAGAAAAAGCACUUUUCCGUGCGCUUAAGACCAAACACGACACACCCAAGUACGGACUUAUCUACCACGCCUCCCUCAUCGGCCAAGCGAGCGGCAAGAACAAGGGCAAGAUCGCACGUAUGCUCGCCACGAAAGCUACGCUCGGUCUUCGUGUGGACGCCCUCAGUGACUGGGGUCAAGCAGGCGAAGGCGAGAAGGAGGAGCCGACUGAGGAGGAGAAGUCUGAAGUCGGUGUGCAAGGCCGCGCUAUGCUCGAGCGAAGACUACGAGGAAUGGAGGGUAAGCCACUCAAAGCCAGCGGUGUCGCUAUCGGACCUGGUGGAAAACAACAACCUCAGACGCCAAAGUGGGAGAUCAAGGAAGCGAGGAAGUACAAUGCUGAUGCUGACGGUGUUGCCGCGGACGCUACACCUGCCGCUGCUCUGACAAAUGGUGACUCCGCCAAGCCGAGCAAGAAGAGAAAGCUGGUCGAAGAGGUGGACGCGCCGAGCAGUAAGACGCUCAAAGCAAGCUCAUCUACACCCGUUAAAGUCGGCGCUGAAGAAGAAGACGACUCGGACGAUGACGAGGACGAGAGUAUGGAGGAUGAAGAGGAUAGCCGACUCAUUACCAAGACUAACCUCAACGGCACCGCUACACGAAAGGAACGGGAGGCUGCGGCGCCACCGAAUGAGGCCAAGACUGCGCCUGAUGAUAAGGCGGCGCGGAAGGCGGAGAAGAAGAAGUUGAAGGCUGAGAAGGCGGAGCGGAAGGCUGAGAGGGCGGAGAAGAGGGCGAAGAAGGAGGGGAAGGUGAAUGGGGACGUGAGUAAGGAGGGCAAGAAGCGGAAGGUGGAUGCUGGUGGGGAGGAGGAGCCGGCGAAGAAGAAGACGAAGAAGAGUAAGGCGAGUUCGUAG
Recurvomyces mirabilis is the source of this 1866-nucleotide messenger RNA. It is a transcript of the gene NOP58, whose product is annotated as Nucleolar protein 58. Gene Ontology annotation, cellular component: box C/D methylation guide snoRNP complex; small-subunit processome. The record is from RefSeq and is a predicted model, not a curated record. The transcript is spliced from 2 exons. Lineage: Eukaryota; Fungi; Ascomycota; Dothideomycetes; Mycosphaerellales; Teratosphaeriaceae. Gene Ontology annotation, molecular function: snoRNA binding. Bases 1 to 1866 code for a protein of 621 amino acids.